Ictalurus punctatus (channel catfish) is the source of this 3466-nucleotide messenger RNA. Its product is annotated as pleckstrin homology domain-containing family S member 1. NCBI's taxonomy places the organism in Eukaryota, Metazoa, Chordata, Actinopteri, Siluriformes, Ictaluridae. Bases 455 to 940 code for a protein of 161 amino acids. The record is from RefSeq and is a predicted model, not a curated record. The transcript has 8 exons.
AUAGAGUUCAGGGAGGCAAGUCAGUUUUAUGAAUGUCUGACUGACACUAGACAUUUAUAAAAUGCCUGGGAAAUUACAGCAGGGGUUCAUUAAAGGCCGAACAGGUGUCUGGUAAUACUGCUGGUUCCCUCACUGUUUCUCUCCUCUGUGCAACACUGAUGCAUUGCAUUUCCUACCAGGAAAGCACUGAAACAUUUCACAGUGUAGCACUGGAUCACAGCACACAAAAUGAGGAAGUACAGCUCUGAUUAUUUUGAAUGUGAAAAUGAUUUGAUCAGAUAAUUUGUUUUGUUUUGUUUUUUUACACCCUCUGACAUCAGAGUACAGGUCCAACAUCUCACCAAACCACUUUUUCUUCUGUCUUUCCACCAGUGUGGAUGUUCACAACAGCGAGGACCACCUGCAUCAGACAGCCACAUACACAAAACACCACAUUGUUCUACAGAACUGAGAAAUGGCAUUAGCUGGAGAAAAUGAGGAGAUAUAUGCUGGUUACCUGUACAAGUCCCCCCAAGCAAGCCUGUUUAAAUUACAGAAAUCAUGGAAGAGGAGGUAUUUUGUUCUUCUGAAGAAAAGUAAAACUACAAGCCAUCUUAAAUAUUUUAAAAGUGAAGAAAUGAAGAGAGGUGAAUCACUUGGAGCCAUUGAUCUGUCUCGGGUCUCAUUGAUGUUUCUUAAUCCUGAGAGCCACUCUAUGUGGAAAUGGGUCCAUGAAAAUUUCAGGUGCUCUCCAUCCAAUGUCCUGUUUAUGAAAGUGGCUGACAGAGAAUAUUUUCUCAUUGGGGAAACCAGUCUGGAAAUUGAAAGGUGGUUCAAAGCCUUAUAUGAUGCUAUGAGUAAUCGUCCACACAAACUGCUUGAUCCUAAGGAAACUGGAAGAAUCAGAGACAUCAGUGCACCUCCAAAUUCACUAAAGAAAGACCAGGUUAUAGAGGAUUGAGUGGAGACUGGAUGCAAGUUCAGACUCUGACAUGCCCUCACCCAAAGAAGAUCAACAUGAAUAAGGAGUAGGUAGGCACCAAAUACAUGCAUACAUUUGCCUUAUUAUCCUUUUCAAGACCUUCCAUUGAUAUAAUUGUCUAAUUGUUACUUAUUAGUUAAUAAUGAGUUAAUUAAUGCUGAGCUACACCCCAGUAACGAAAAGGAAACCUUUACACAUGCACACACGCACAUACACACGCACACAUGCACACACGCACACACACACACACACACACACACACAUGUACGCACAUACACAUACACACACACUCUGCAUUUAUGGAGAAGAUUCAGACUACAGAAGCAACUACAUGGACAUGAACAAGUGCAAGGUCAUUUAAUUAUGUGAUCAUAUUUCUGUAAUUCUGCUUUGUCUGUGUUUUUUGUUUUUAAUGUCACUAAGCUGAAGUGAAGGCAAGCUGAAGAACAGAGUCCCAGAAGAUGCCACUGUGUGUAGAUAUUCUGAAAAAAUUUGACCUUAGUCACUGGGUUUAGCGAAAUGGUUACAGUAAUAUUAACAAUGAUGAUCAUGAAUAAGUAACUCAUCAAUUUAAUAUGUUAGGAAAAAACCUGGUAGUCUUUAUCACAAUGCAUCACUGUGAAUGUAUUUAUGUAGAAAUGUGUGUUUCUACCAAGGUUUCAGAACCAUUUGACGAACUAAGAUAUGAUCAUUUGUAUGAUACAAAUAAUUCAAGAUAGCAUAAGUAAAAAAUAGAAUUAAAGUAAUUAGGAAAUGAUCAAUAUACAGUAUAUAUUAUAUUUAUUAAAAUGUUGUUUGCUGUGAUUGAUUAUGUCUCAUAUUCAAUGGUCUUAGUGUCUGCAUCUGAAAUGAGCUGAAAAUUAACUUUAGGUAAUGAAUCUUACUGUCUAGAGAUUGCCCAUUAAUCUCUAUAUAUAAUUAAGACAUGCUAAUGUGUCACCAUUGGAUCAUCUGAUCCAAAACGCAUUAUACCCUACCCUAUUAUACCUUUUGUCAGACCAAAAAGGCUUAGCUGUUCAAGCUGGUAAACCAUCUUUCCUUAUAAAUGACAAAUUGAUUAACAAAUGUUUGAGAUUUUGCUAUUUUCUUAAAAAUGACUUUUCUACAAUUAGUAGUAGUAAAAAAGAACCUUUCUACCAGUUCUUAUCAGCUGCAAAAUAUGCUCUACUAGUUUGAACAGCUUGUCCUGUAUUUUAGAAGCUGGUAGCUGGUCACACUAACUGGUUGCACUUAUUCAGCAGGUUGUUUGUUUUACAUGUACAGCAUUUGGCAGACACCCCUUAUCCAGAGCGACAUAUAUUUAUCUCAUUUAUACAACUGAACAAUUGAAGGUUGAGGGCCUUGCCCAAGGGCCCAACAAUAGUAGCUUGGCUGGGGCUUGAACUCCUGACCUUCUGAUCAGUAACCCAGAGUCUUUAACCACUGAGCCACCACUGCCCAUAUGUCAUGGAUAUGUCAUGGAUAUGUCAAGGAACUGUGGACUUCAGUUCCCAGGAUCUAUUGCACCUCUGCAUCACUGACUACGUUUACAUGGACAGCAGUAAUCUAAUUAUUGACCUUAUUCUGAGUAAGACAGUAUUGUGAUUAAGCUGUUUACAUGAGUCGCUUUUAGAAUAUUCCUUUCGUGUUCCUGUUUUAAAAGUUAUAGAACAUAGAUCGAUUAACGGCACACGUCAUUACAUCACAGCGCCACACCGUCCAAUGUUACCUCCAGAAUUUCACGUACUGACAUACAGUUCGUCUUUGUUUUGAUGCCGUAUACAGUUUUAGGUGUUUUUAUUUUUAAUUUUACAAAAGCCUCAAGUGCAGUCAAUUAUAAGUCAUGCUAUACGUGCAAAUAGACGACUGCUUGAAGCCAUGGGCUGAGUCCCAAACCGUGUACUUACCUACUAUAUAGUAGCCGAGAUAUAUGUAUUUCGCCUACUAUGUACAUGUAUUUCACUAUAUAUAAGUUAAGUAUGCGGUUUCGGAGGCAGUCAUGCUCUCUUGUUUGCCGUAAAACGGUUGAUCACUGCCGUGUGUGUACGUGUCCUGUCGCAAAAUGCAGUGAAAACUCCCACACGACGUUAAUAGUGUGAUUAAGCUGUGUACAUGUCUGUAAUGCACUUCGAUAAUGCGACUAAAACAGGAAUACUCCUUAUGUCUUAAUCCGAUUAGUGUUUACUUCGAGUAUGACUUUAAUCGGAUUAAGGUCACCAAUAAUCACUGUUUACACGAUAGUUUCUUAAUCAGAGUAUUGUCUUAAUCAGGUUAAUAUCGGAGUAUUGUUGUCUAUGUAAACAUUCUGAGUGUCACAUGACCACCUGCACCUGGUUCUCAUUCAUGUUAACCACUUGUGCGUAUAUAGUCACAGUUUGAACUGCACUCAUUGUCUUGCUUUGAUUGUCUUCUAUUGCCACGUUAUGCUCUCUCGUCUCAUAUGUAUUGUUUGUUUUCAUUUUCAUGUGUUCAUUGUCUCUUCUGGUGUUUUGUUUUUAUAUUGAUUAAACUUUAAAUUUGCACUUA